AUGAGCGACGAUCAUGGUGGCACACUGGAAGCAGAACUGGAAACUCAGGAUCCCAAGGCGCCCGACGCGGGAUCGGACGAUGAGGAGGACGAGGAGGAUGCGGGAGGGGUGUCGGACGGGCAGCAGGAGGGUUCUGGCGGCGAGUCCAAAGAGGGAGGAGGGGAGACGGCGAACGGAACGGGGAAAAAGAAGAAGAAAAAGCAGAAAAAGCGCAAGAAGAAGGGCGCGGGUGGGGGAUCCAGUGACAGCGCCUCCUCGGGUUCCGCCUCCCCAGGCGCUUCUCCGCCCACCUCCCCUUCCGCCAAUUCCGCGCCCUCCGCUUCGUUCCCCCCAUCGUCGUCUGCGGAUGCGCCCCUGUGCCAGCCGGACCUGGAUGACAUGCUUCCGGUUGAGGUGGCGGAAAAGAGGUUUGCGGCAGCGCUGGAGUCGAUGCGCAGCAAGGCGGAUCUGUGCAUGUGGGUGCAGCUAGCGCGGUGCCGUGUGGGCGACAAGAAGCUGCGCCGCCUCACAGACGCGCUCAUCCACUGCGAGACAGUCACCUCUGUGGACUUAUCAGAGAACCUUAUAUCGGAUGCAGGCCUGCGCCAGCUCGCCUGCGCGCUCUCCGCCCCAAGCGCCGCCCCGGAUUUGAUUUCCCUGAACGUAAAGCGCAAUCCGAUUUCGGCUUCCGGGCGGGCGUGUCUGGCGAAUCUGCAGGCUGUGAGGAAGCUAGUGAGGGUGAGUGGGGGUGGUGGGUGGGGGCACGGGGCUGUCCGUGAGUACGAGGAGAGCCCGCCUCCAGCAGCACAGGAGAAGAAGGGCGCGCAGGGAGGCAAGGGGCAGGGCAUGGCGGACCCACGUGGCUUUGAAAGCGGGGAGCGGAUGGGGGGGGGGUUGGCCAGCAAGGCGAGCAACCCACAGAUCCGGAUUGACGCGGCCGUCCGGUUCAUCAGGGAAGCAUCCGAGAAGCUGCAGCAGAUGGCACCUGAGGGCAGCAGCAGGCGGAGCAUAGCGACACGGGUGUUUGAUUCGAGCAUGAUGACGGAGGCACUGGAGGACGUGGUGGAGCUCGUGGAUGCUGACCUGCGCCGCAACCCCUCAAAGUCCUACCACAACUCGCCCAUCAACAAGCUUCCCUUACCGCUGCGGCUGGUGGUGGAAAGUCUACCGACGUUCGCCUCCCUGCUGGAGCUACCCAUACCGCCCCAGCAGUGCCAGCGCAAGCUGGCAGAGCCAGCAGCGGGGCGGCACCGCAUCCUGGCGGUGCUGCUGCUGCGCAAGGUGCUGGGGGCGUGUGGGCGCGUGGUGGAUGACCGGCUGGCACGGGAGGACUUGGGGCGCAAGGUGGCGGCGCUGCUGUUUGACUUCCCCUGGAGCAACGUGCUGCACCACGGGGUGCUGGGGGCGUGCAGGCGCGUGGUGGAUGAUAGGCUGGCAAGGGAGGGCGUGGGGAGGAAGGUGGCGGCGCUGCUGUUUGACUUCCCCUGGAGCAACGUGCUGCACCAUGGCGUGUGCUGCUUCCUCAUGGUACGUGCUGCUUCCUCAUGGUACGUGCUGCUUCCUCAUGGUAUGUGCUGCUUCCUCAUGGUACGUGCUGCUUCCUCAUGGUACGUGCUGCUUCCUCAUGGUACGUGCUGCAUCCUCAUGGUACGUGCUGCUUCCUCAUGGUACGUGCUGCUUCCUCAUGCACCUGCCCUGUCUUCACUCCUCCAAACCAAGCGCCUUGCCAUUCUUCGUUCAUCAGUGCUUCUCUCACAAUCCCAGAUCGUUCCGCUCUUCCCCCAUCCGCCCCUCCAUGGUGCGUCCAUUCGCCAGUCCGCCCUGGAGCGUCCCAACUCAUCCCUCUCCUCGUCUCUCCUUGACCCUCCUCUUUCCGAUGACUCCUCCUCCUCCACAUCAUCCACCAUCACUGCUCUCUCCUCGUCGCCGGCUCUGCCCUCCUCCUCUCCACCUGCUGCCACGACCAGUGCCACCACCACCACCGACAGCACCACUGCUGCUCAUGCUGCUGCAGUUUCCGAAUCUGCUGCUGCGUCUGCUGCUGCUGCUGCAGAGUCUGCCUCUUCCGAUCCCCCCUCCACCUCCCCUGAUACUCCGCCCACAAGUGCAGGGGGGGACGAGGGGGCAGUGAGGAAGGCCCGGGGGAGCGGGCAGGGGGAGGGGGAGGCGGACCCCCGUCCCCAGGUGGAUGUAGAGCCAGAGGCCAAGCGUGGGCGCGUGAAUGGGGAGAAGGGGGAAGCAGGAGGGAAGGGGGGAGCAGAAGAGGAAGGGACAAAUAAGGUAGCAGAGGUGACGGGUGGUGGGGCGGAGGAGGGUGGUAGUGGGACUGUUGAUAGCGAGGCUGUUAGUAAUGAGGUGGAGACGGUGGAGAGGGAGGGCCCAGGAGAGGAAGAGAAGGGGGCAGAAGAUAAGGGCCAAAACGAGGACAAGGGGAAGGGGGAUAAACGGGAGGAAGGGGAGGGGAAUAGCAAGGGGGAGGGUGAAGGGGAGAAGCAGGCAGCAGCGUCAGCAGCGGCAUCAGAUCCAACAGGCAUGCAGGCCCAAUCAUUCAGCUCAUGUUUGACAUUAGGGGCAGAGCAACCACCAGUGCGCCACUGCAGGUAUGCACCCUCACUCUCAACCUCUGCACGUGUGCACCCUCACUCUCAACCACUGCGCGUGUGCACCCUCACUCUCAACCACUGCACGUGUGCACCCUCACUCUCAACCAUUGCACGUGUGCACACCUCUCACUCUGCACAUCUCUCACUUCCCCCUCUCAUUCCCCCUCCCUUCCCCCCUCUCCCUCCCCCCUUCCGUCCCCACCCAUGGCAGGCGAAGCUAGAAAAGCUGCCAGAGUGGCAGGUGUUUGCCCAGGCAGGGGGGCAGCUGGACGAGCUGCUUUCACAGCAGCACGGUGCUCUGUGUGGGCCCAAGCCAGUGGUGCCGGGCAGUGAUGUGCCUGACAUGGGUGCAGGCAGUGGCGGGCAAAGCAUGCUGUUUGGGGAGCCCGACCUGCCACCCUCUUUUCCACUACGCGCGUCCGCCAUGGAUUUCCACCUUGAGACAACAGAUAGCCAGCAAAUUCUCGGAAGCAGCGUUUUGCUCUCACGCGCUGCUUCCGAGCCCUGUUCUUCCGCCAGAUAUCGCGCCGAGGAUCCCGGUGGACCGCCGUAUAAAACUCGCCGUAUCCGCUCAGGAGCAAUAGCACCAGCAGCCGACAGUCCCAUGGCGGCAGCGUCAGUGGCGGCGCCGCAAGAGCCGGCGGUGAUGGCGGUCCGAAUCAACCGGCCGGACCUGCAGUCUUUGACGGACGUCGUUAACGCUGACGGCCACGCGUGGCUGAAGUACGGCGAGAAGCGCAUUAGCAAGAACACUGUCAUGAGGGCGAGUGCCAGAUCGAGCGACAGUGCGAGCGACAGGGCGAGCGAGAGGGCGAGCACGGCUGCCUACAUGGUGAUGGGGCUUGGCGAGAGUGAAGCACUGCGGGGGAAUGUGGAGGAGGAGAGCCGGCACGUCACAGACAUGGCGAUGACAGGAGGGGCGGCACGCGCUGGCUCCACUCACACGAGUGCCGGCGCUGCUUUCUGUGGCGCCGGUGCUGCUGCCUGCUUCCCUGUGCUCGCCGCGAUGCUCCCUGCUGCAGCAAACGCCACGGAGAACAUCGCAGCGACUGCUGAUCCGUGGAGUGGCAACAACAGGGUGGCAGUGAGCGCGCGAGUAUCGGAGCUGCAUACAACGAGGAUGGGCAGUCUAGUUCGAGCAGACGGCUUGGCGUGGGGCGGCCACGGAGGAGGAGAGCAGGGGGGCGUGCGGGAACAUGCAGACGGUGCUGCCCCCGCUGCUGCUGCUGCCAUGGCUGCCGGUCCAGCCCGUGCCCGCAUCAGUGCAUGUGCUCAAGGAACUUUUCUCAUGAGCCGGCGCUGCUGCAAGCAGGAGGAGCAGGGGGAGGAUGAGAAAGGGGAGGGGGAGCACCUGUCGCUGGACCUCUCACUCAGCGCCCCUGGGACGUGUCAGGGCCAAGAGACGGUCGGGCGUGCUGCAUGCGCGAGGGACAUCAAGGCAUGGGGGAGAGAGGAGCCUGUGGCUGGCACUACCGGACAAGCGGCCCUUGCACCACAUAGUAAUCUCUCUCUUACACCUUCGCGCGCUCCCUUCCUUCCGCUUCCACCCUUCCACUCCCUUCCUUCCUCUCCCCUCCUUCCGCUCCCCUCCUUCCUCUCCCCUCCUUCCUCUCCCCUCCUUCCGCUCCCCUCCUUCCGCUCCCCUCCUUCCGCUCCCCUCCUUCCGCUCCCCUCCUUCCGCUCCCCUCCUUCCGCUCCCGUCCUUCCGCUCCCGUCCUUCCCCUUCCCUGCUUCCACUACCCGCCUUCCGCGCCCGUCGUUGCGCUCCUCACCUCCGCCCCGCUUUGCUUCUCAGCUCCCGCCCCACCUCCCCCUUACCCUGUCCGUGCCCUCCCCGUAUUCUUCCAGUGGAUCGUUCCGCCCUUUCCUCCGCCCGUUUGCGCUUGGCGCGCUGAUGGGCUCCCUGCUUGUCACCAUCUCGCUUCUCUCCGCCAAUCCCCCCCGCGCUGACCCCUCCGCGGCUGUAGCUUCCGCCAGUGGAGCGGGGGGCGCGGGGACGUUGGGGGUAGCGGGCGCAAAGGGGGAUGCAGAAAGUGGCGCAAGCUACACGGGACCCCGGGAAGGGGAGUUGUUUUUGCGCGGUGAUGUAACGAGCGGUGUGGUAACCAGCAAUGUGGUAACCAUGUCAUCGUCAGGAGGGGCUCUAGAUGCAGUUGAUUCUCUGCCGGGCCUGUCGGAGGGGUUCGGCUUGGCACUGACGGACCUGGAGCAGAGGGACCCCACGCGCCUGGCGCUCCAGCUCAGCAACCGCCAGCUGGCAGCGCUGAUCGCUGACGUGGCGCAAUGGCGGGCGAGGAGCGGUGCCAGCAUGGACCGCGUGCUGAGCGCGGCCAGGGAGGAGCUCCGCACCCUCCUUGCUUCUCCGCCCUCCGCCAUCCAACUCGUUCCGCCCUCCUCGCUCCCCCUCCUCCUCUCCUUCCUCCGUCCCCCCAACACCUCUACCCACCCCACUGCCGCCGCCCUCUCUGCUGCUCUCACCGUUCUCCUGCCCAUCUUACCUGCUUCCGUUUCCUCCCUCACUGCUGCUGCCGCUGCUGCCCCUGCUGCUGCUUCUGGGGACGCAGGAGGGGGAGAGGGAGGUGAAGGGGGAAGGAGUGGGAAGGCAGGAAGGGAAGGGGGUGUGUGGAGGGGAGGAGUGGACGGCAUGGAGAGGUGCAUGGCGCUCAUGUGUCAAGUGGAAAGGCAGCAGAUGAUGUAUGCUCGAGCCAAUUCUACAAGCUGUCAGCUGUUACCCUUGACUGAGUCUCAAAGGGCAUCUCUCGCCUCUGUGUACUCGCCCAGUAGACCACCCGACUCACGCAUCAUCUGCUCUGCUCCCUCUGUGCACACGGCAGCAAGGGAGGAGUAUGACGAGUUGGUGCGCGAGAGAAGGGCGUGGGAGGUGGUGGGGUUGCAUUGGGAGUGGGUGGAGGCGCGGAGAGAGUGGAUGGGGCCUGCUCGCAGCACCAUGGAGGCACUUCAGCGCCUCAUGAGCAUGCCGCCCGGUUCAGGCAUAUUCCGCAAGCUCUUUGACUACAUAUUCUGGCUGCGCCCCUACGUUGCUCUCUUCCGCUCCAUACCCACCCCCGCACUCUCCUCCCUCUCAUCCCUCCGCCUCUCCUCCAUCCGCUCCUCCCUCUCCCUCGACGGGCGGCAAGCAGCGUCUACUCUCAAUGCUGCCCGCUCCUCCCUCCUCUCCUCCCUCCGGACUCUCUCCUCCCGCUGCGGUGUCGACGCGGGCGGGGAGUUUUGGACUGACAUGCAUGAUGCCGCCCUGCAGCGGUACCGGUGGGUGGCGGAAGCGGCGUUUGACAAGUGGUGCGUGGAUUGGGCGGCGGUGGGCGGUGGGUAUCGGCAGCGUGCGGGGAUGGUGGUUCCUGGGGAGGUGUGGAGGAGGGAGGGAUUGCAUGGUGGGGGGAUGGAGAAGGAUAUAGAGAAGGGGUUGAGAGGGACGGGGGGGAGUGAGAGCGAACGAGACCUGGAGAGACAAGGGAAGGGAGGAGAUAAGGGGGCGGUGAGGGCAGACGAGGGCGGAGGGGGAACGGAGGGGCAAGAAACGCCAGAGGCGAACGCGAGGAGGAGGGAAGGGGAGAGAGCAAGUGUGGGGCGGAUGGGGCCACAGCCGGAGUUCUCCUUCUUGCUCCUACCUGACCCACUCUCCCCGCCACCGGCGGUGGGGAAGGGAGGGGGGUUGGAUGCGCGGGCAGUGGUGGAGGUGGUGGUGGGGUGCAUGCGGCAUGUGGGGUUCAAUGCCUCGGGCAGUGGGCUGGGCGUGCCUGCAGAGCUGCUCGUGCUGCUGGGCGUGGGGCGAGAGGGACAGCGUGGGCAGGCUAAGGGGCUGGGCGGGGUGAUGGGGCAGGGAGGAGUGGAGAAUGGGGAGGGUGGGGAGGGUGGGGAGUGGGAGCGGGUGGCGGCAUGGAGCCAGGCAGCGUGGGCAGUGGAGGAGCAACGACUCACUGUGUUGCCCGUGAUUCGAUUUUCUGGCCCGGGCGGCAAGGGGGAAGGUGCUGGUGCUGCUGACAGGGGCGAACGCAGAGGCGGUGGCUGGCUGUGGCUGGGUUCAUGGGAGGAGAGGGUGGAGGAGAGGUUGGGAGGGAUGGGAAGGGGUUGGAAGGGGGGGGGGAUGGGAGGGGAGGGAGUGGGAGGAAAGGGUGGUGGUGGUGAGGCUGGGGUGGGUGGUGUGAGAGAGGGAGGAGUGGAACAGUGGAUGAGGGAGUGGGGCGACUUGGGCAGGGAGUGGCACAGCGCUGCCAACCUCACAGGCCCCAGCAGCAGUGGUAGCAGCACCCCGCCCCCUCCUCUGACCUACACGGGGUGGGUGCAGGGCACACCUCUAGCCGUCCGCCGCUCUGCCCUCCUCUCCCUGGGCUCGCUUGGACCCCUGCAUGGGGGAGGGAUGGGGGGAGCAGGCGAGGGGCAGGGGGGGUCUAGGGUGGGUGGGGGAAGCAAUAAUUGGGGGAACGUUGGGGUGGGAAGUGGUUCGGGUGCUGCUGCAGGGUUACACGAGUUUGCUGCACUUGUCGCUCCUUAUAUGCAUGCUGCGAAAGAAAGAAUAGCCGUCUUGAAUUCACACUAA
This is a messenger RNA of Closterium sp. NIES-65, 7137 nucleotides long. Lineage: Eukaryota; Viridiplantae; Streptophyta; Zygnematophyceae; Desmidiales; Closteriaceae. The record is from the annotation of a GenBank genome assembly.